Sceloporus undulatus (fence lizard) is the source of this 5360-nucleotide messenger RNA. Its product is annotated as erythropoietin-like. The coding region runs from base 1862 to 2413 and encodes 183 amino acids. NCBI's taxonomy places the organism in Eukaryota, Metazoa, Chordata, Lepidosauria, Squamata, Phrynosomatidae. Gene Ontology annotation, molecular function: cytokine activity; erythropoietin receptor binding; hormone activity. The record is from RefSeq and is a predicted model, not a curated record. Gene Ontology annotation, cellular component: extracellular region. The transcript is spliced from 5 exons.
GGGGGAGGUCGGAGCAAAGGUGCCAAGGGUGGCGAUCGAUUGGGCUUGGGCACCAGCCAAGAGGAAUUGGCUGGCAUGGCAAAAUGGGCACGGUCAGAGAGUGGGCCGAAGUCCUCCAGGUGAGUCACAUUGGUGCAUCUGCAAUCGGCUCAGUUUGGAUCUGGAAAGAUCUGUGGGGUAGAAAGAAGGACCUCCAUCCUGGUCCUUUGAACCGGCAAUGCUGCCACCAGCCGCUGCACCUGCCAUUUUGCCACUGCAAAGCUCUACUGCCGAAUGCCAGCCCCCGGGACAAGGAUUUCCCAAGCCCUCUUUUCCUGAUUCUCCCCAAUUUUGUUUUUAAAAAUAGACAGCUUGCUAUCACGUUGCGCAUUGAGGCAUGUACCUCACCAGAGCUUGGGAAAGUGAUGGGACUGCAACUCUCAGAAUCCCCUGAAUGGGAGAUUUGGAGAGCUGCAGGGCACAUACUCUCAGCCUCAAAGGAAAGCAAUGGCUAACCUCCUCUGGACAAAUUGGGCCAAGAAAACCCCAGGAUUUGCCUUAGGGUUGCCAUGAGUCAGAAGUGACUUGUAGGCAUACAACACACACUAUUUUGCAGUGCGGCGGCAACCCAAGGAAAUUUCAGUGCGUGUUUGAAAUCUAAAAGAUGCAGCAAGAAAGGAAAGGGAAGCGGGAGGGAUGAGGGAAAAACCUCUUCAGAUUUGGAAGUGGAUUACUCACCCUUGGGUCCUUUUGGAAGAAGAAGAGAUGGCGGUCAGGGAAAAGGGGGAACGGGGCUGAGAUCCAGGACUUCUCAGCAUCCUCAAACACCAUUGUGGGACCUGAAAACUGCGGCCAGUGAAACUUCAGGCCACAAUCUCAGUCAUUUUUCACGCCAGCCCUGCCAGGUAGUCUGGCAUUUCAAAAGUGAGCAAUUUGCAGCUGAGUUGAGACUGUGAACAAAAUUCACCCCAAAAAAAGAGUCCAGUUUCAUGUUGCCUUUCCUGGGGUAGCCAUGUCUGUAAUGGUUUGGGCUAUGGAGACCAGGGUUCGAUUCCCUUCUUGGGCAUAAAAACCCAUUGGGUGGCCUUGGGCAAGUCACACUCUCUCAGCUUCUGAAGAUAUGGCAAGGGCUCUGGAGAAACGUGCCAAGAAAACCCUAUGAUCAACAAUGAUCACUCUGCACAUCUCCCCAUGUCUGUCUAUCAGGAUGUAAGGAGGAAAGAUUGGGCAUUUUCCUGGCAGAGUUUGCAAAAGGGCAUUUUGGGGCUGCAGCAGGCUGUAAGUUGGAGGAUUUUGGAUGUUGCAGUCCAAAAGCAAACUUUCCCAAGCUCCAUUCCCAGCAUCGGGCUGCCUUUGCCCUUCAAGCGAAUGAGUUAAAGCGUGAAGGACUGGGAGAUAGCGAUAAGCUUUCUUGUCAACACUGCAGGCUUGUAAACUCACUCUUCAAGUAGCUCUUAAAGCCAAAUGCGAAACCAGAAUGUGUGUGGAAUUUGGAACUGCAUCCCUUGCAGGCCAAGGAAGACAGGGCAGGCAGUCCAAACACACAGGUUUUAAAGGGGGGGGGGGAUUACAUCAAAUCAUGCAGAUAUGCAACCGCAAAGUCUUCCUAAGAGCUUUGAAAACCAUACCCGGGAGGAGUGUUUUCAUAUCUUGUUCUUGCAAGCAGUUAACUGCUCAGGAGCCCUGCUGAAGUGAGGACUUUGGCAACUUGUGAAUUAUUUCAGUGCCUAAAUGAUGUUUGUUUUAAUUUUCCCCUCUGGGUUUUGUUCUGUAUUCAGCUUUAGAGUUACAGCCUCCAUGCGCUUCCUCUGAAAUGUGAAGCAUCCAAGUCUAUUUGCAAGGUUUCCAAACUGGGCAAACGAAUUUAGUUAAAGAAAGAAGGAUGGAUGGAUGGAUGGAUGGAUCAGGGCUGACUUUUUUCCUACUGAUGUUGGGAUUCCUGACUCCGGCUCUCCUUCUGCCUCCGAGGCCCCUGUGCGACCAGAGCGUCAUGGACAAAUACAUCCAAGAUGCCAGCCGGGUGGAAAGAGAAAUCGAGGAAAUGUGUCGAACUUCCUGCAACUUACCGGAACCCAUCACCGUCCUGGACACCAAGGUGAAUUUUCCUGCCUGGAGAGCCAUGGAUAGGUCAAGGCAGGCCUCCGAGGUCUGGAGAGGCCAGUCCCUCCUUGCAACGGCCAUCGGAGAGGUCAAGAGGCAGACGCAGCCAGACAUUCGCAGGUUCCUUCUCCAGCUGGAGGUGAUCGAAAGCUACCUGCGCAGCAUCAGAGAGAUCCUGCGCGGCCACAAUGCCCAGGUGGACUCCCAGGAUUUGAACUCGACUCCCACCUUGAGCAUACAAACUGUGCAAAAGCUGUUCAACGUCUACUCCAGUUUCCUGCGGGGCAAAGUCAACUUGUUUGUUUCCAGAGCGUGUCAAGGCAGUGGCACGUGACAACCCCCCCAAAAAUCCCUUCGUUUUCAUCCGGGGGGAAGGAUGUUGCCAACUGACCGCAUGGCACCUUGGUUGACUGGCACAUGCAAUCGCACACAGACACAGCAGACACACCCACACACCUAUCGACCUCAUGGCUCAUGGGGAUGAUGGUUUUCUGUCCUGUUUGGGACCCUGCCUUGUCUCACGUUGGUGUUCGCACACACAUGCUAGAAAGAGAGACAUGCAACUGAGAAGACACACCAGCGGUUGUGCAAGUGGUAAGGAAAGACGGGGCACCUCAGCCUUGGAGGACGGAUAUUUUCUCAAAAACAAUAAGCAAUUGGUGCAAGGCAUGAGUCAUAUACCAAAUUUUCAAAGGGGAAAGGAGACAGCUUGGCACGCAGGUGCCCUCGCGGCCAUCUUGAAAAGAAGACGGCAGAUGAGGGCGGCCAUCAUUGCGCACGAUGGAUACUUCUUCAUCCGUCGCACUUGGUUUGGGCAAGAGGAAACGGAAAGGAGAACCUUUUUGCCAAAUGAAGCAAAAGGGACCACAACCUCACAACCACAACCGUUCUGAAGGAAGCCAAGUGGCCGGAGGAUGGAGACUCAGAACUUGGUAGCCCCAAGAGUCAUGGCCAUGCGAUGACCGCUGACGUGGGGCAACUGGGAUGGAGUGGAUGACCACAUAGAGGCCCACAUGGUGGGCAGCCUCUGAGUGGUGGACCUACAAAGUCUGUGGUUGUAGCUGUUGGUGGGUUUGCUUACGGAGCUGUUGACUUAUGGGAGUUGUUGUCCAAGGGAGGAAGAAAAGGAGAAGAAAUAAAUGUAGGAUGCGGAGGAGUGGGCAAGGAGCAGAGGAGGAAGGAAGGCAGGAAGGAAGGAAAGGAUUCUCCACAAAUCCAAAAUUUAGCCAAGGAACAUCCAGUGGAACAGAACUGGAGGGAAAGUUCCUGUUUGGGACUCAGCUCCCAGAAUCCCCCAUCCAGCCAAGGACUACAGUUCCAUCCAAGAGGGAUGGACUACAUGGCUGCCUAGGGGGUUCUGGGAGCUGUAGUCCAAAACAGGGCUUCUAGGAGUUGGAGUCUGAAACAAGAACUCUUGAGAGCUUUAGUCAGAAAACAGGAAUACUGGGAGAUGUAGUCCAGAACAGGGAUUCUGGGAGCUGUAGUCCAAAAUGGGGAUUAUAGGAGUUGGAGUCUGAAACAAGGAUUCUGAGAGCUAUAGUCAGAAACAGGGAUACUGAACUGUGUAGACCAAAAUGGGGAUUCUGGGAGUUAUAAUCCAAAAAGGGGAUUCUGUGAGUUGUUCAUUCUCAAUGGGGAAUCUGGGAGUUGUAGUCCAAAAAAGGAGAAAGCUUUUGCCCAGGUUGUGCUCAGUGUCUUGAAAGUCUGAAAUUGGUGAUUGCCUGGAGCCGGUUUCUGAGGGUCACCAUUGACACCCAGUAAGUGAAACUGGGAGGACUGGGGAGGUCUAUUCAUAUACAGAUCAUGGGAAGCUGAAGAGGUCUUUCCUCAAUUUCUGUCCAAUUUUGCUUUUGCGCUGCAUGUAAAACCUUGACGGCUGUCUCUUCCCCAGCGCAAUCCCUUCUGCACCUGCUCCGCUGCUGCAAGCCCAGUUGCACCCAGUAGCUCUUACUCCUGGGUAAAUGGAUCCUUAUGGAUUAUAUUAUUCAAAGGCUGCAGUCCUAUGCAACCGGAGUGAGUUGCCUUGGGUUUCAUGGGCUUUACUCCAAGGUAAACUCAAGAAGAAGGAUUGCACUGAAGGGUUUUAAUGUGUCAGAUGGAGCCAAUGUGGGUGGGAUGCGAGAAGAGAUGUGGUUGCAAAAGUGACUGACAGGUAUCAAUCAUAUUGUGAAGUGGGGAAAUUAGAACUGGAGCCAGACUGGAGAGAGGAGACACUCAAGUUCUGUUAACACUAUUGUCCCAAAUGAGAUAAUAUAAACUUGGGGGAUGAUUGACAGCUGUCAAUCUCUCCAGGAUAGCAAAGAAGUAAACUGAUUGUCAGAAUGGUAUUUCAUAGUCACUCUCCACACACGCCUUGGUUUCAUAUUUACAAAAUUCAUACUUAAAAAAGGUCCAAAAUGAAUGUUGCAGGGGCUUUCUAGAAAAUCAAGGGGAGUGAUUGAUAGCCGUCAAUCACACGUACAGCGGGGCCUUGUUAUCUGCUGGGGUUUGGGUCCAGGAUCCCCUCUGGAUACCAAAAUAAUUUUUAAAAAUCGGGUUUUGCUUUUCGGAAUUUGUGUAUUUGUUAUUCCGUCUCGAUAUUUCUGACUUACGCCAAUCCUGAGGCUGCUUUCAUGGGGCUUUCUUGGCAAGGUUUGUCCAAAAGGGAUUUGCCAAAGGAAUGUGACAGAUGACUUUUUAAAGUUCGGACUCAAACCCAAAGCGGAUUCCUCCCCAAAAAACCGACCUGGGCUUGGCUCUUUCCCCAAAGUAAAUAGUAAUCAUCACAAGUCAUUGCAAGUGUUUCCUGAAUGUGUGUGUGUAUAUGUGUGUGUGUGUGUAAAGUUUUGUUCUAAGGGGAUUUUAUGAGAGUUUAUAUUUGAUAUUAAGUUAAACAUGUACAGUUUUCUGUAUAUUUAUCUCACGGACUUCAGAGAGCAGCUGGUUUGUAAAGUGGGCCGGGAAAGGAGGAUUCCUGGUGGAUGGGAUUUGCGAUCAAUCCUCCUUUUGUAGCCCUUGCUUAUCUUUAUUAAAGGUUCUCCUGCUUCCUGGACAAAUCCACCGUUUGUGAGCUUUGCUUUUCCAAAAAGGGAACAAUUAUCAAGCCUGCAAGGAAGGAAGUCUGGAUGGGAAAUAUUCCCCCAAUUGCCUUCUCUCAACUUCAGCCCUGCCUGGCAGUCUGCUGGGAUACGCAGUAGCACUCUACCCAUGCCCAGAGGCACUUUCACCUUUGAUUUAUUGGCUUCGCAUCUCCUGGAAAGGAGCCAAGAUGGUGAACACUGGGAUUUUUUCAGACAAAUUUC